AUGGCGGAGCUGCCUGGGUGCGGAGGAGCACGCAGCCCGGAGGUCAGAGUGCCAGCUGGUGCUGGCGAUUGCGUCCUGCGAGAAAACGGGACGUACCAACUAGCUGUUACCGAGACUUGUGUUAAAUCCUCACAGCCCAACGCUGGCAGGAGGAAGAUGCUGGGGUUUGCAGUGAACACUCCUAUUUCCGGGAGUCAUUUUUCUCUUGACCUCACGAAACCCAUUGAAGAUCAAGGCCCUUUGGAUGUGAUCAUACAUAAACUGACAGAUGUCAUCCUUGAAGCAGACCAGAAUGACAGCCAGUCACUGGAAUUGGUUCACAGGUUCCAGGAGUAUAUUGAUGCUCACCCAGAAACCAUUAUCCUGGACCCCCUCCCGGCUAUUCGUACGCUUCUGGACCGAUCCAAGUCUUAUGAGCUAAUUCGGCAAAUAGAGGCAUACAUGCAAGAUGAAAGGAUCUGUUCACCACCCUUUAUGGAGCUGACAAGUGCCUGUGGAGAAGAUACCUUGCAGCUUAUAGAGAAGAAUGGACUGGCAUUCCCAUUCAUUUGUAAAACCAGAGUGGCCCAUGGAACCAACUCUCAUGAGAUGGCGAUCAUCUUCAACCAGGAGGGCCUGAAAGCUAUCCGCCCCCCUUGCGUUAUUCAGAGCUUCAUCAACCACAAUGCUGUGCUGUAUAAAGUCUUCGUGGUCGGGGAAUCCUACACGGUGGUGAAAAGACCAUCUUUAAAGAACUUCUCUGCGGGAAUCUCAGACAGAGAAUCAAUAUUUUUCAACAGCCACAAUGUUUCAAAGCCAGAAUCCUCGUCUGUCUUAACAGCACUGGAUAAAAUCGAAGGAGUAUAUGAGCGGCCAAAUGACGACGUCAUCCGGGAAAUCUCCAAGGCGCUGCGGCAAGCUCUGGGAGUUUCCCUCUUUGGAAUUGAUAUCAUCAUUAACAAUCAGACUGGUCAGCAUGCGGUCAUUGAUAUAAAUGCAUUCCCAGGUUAUGAGGGUGUUUCCGAAUUUUUCACAGAUCUCCUGAACCACAUAGCUGCUGUCCUGCAGGGUCAGGCACCUGAGGUGACCCAGCUAAACCGCAGCAAGCUCCUGGCAGAGCAGACCAGCGGGAUCAUGGACGAGCGGAUAUGCUGUGCCAGCACAGGCUGUCUCAGCGUCAUGGGAAAAGACUCCUCCUGGCUUGUGGAAAGCGAGACCAACAGCUCAGUAAAACUGCAACACCAGAGACUAGGCUGCAACUCGGCAGUGUCCCCCAGCUUCCAGCAGCACUGCGUUGCUACGUUGGCAACAAAAGCUUCUUCUCAAUAACUUGCCAACGCCGUGGACUGAGAAAAAGCCACAGGGAUACAAUUUGUGGUCCCAGAACCAGAUCAGGCUGUAAAAAUACAUUUGCAAAAAAAGGAAAAAAAAAAAAACAACACAAAACACAACACAAAAAAGCAAAAGAAAAAACCUUUCCAUUUGAUUAUACGUGAUUUACUGAUGAAAUGGACUGGAAGGUGGAGGGCAAGAAAGUGAUGCAGAUCCAUUUCAUCAGAUUCCAGUUGCAAAUCUGUAGUGAGUUUACACACACGUGGGUUUUAACACUAGUCCUUUCGUUGUGGGAGGGUUGCUCUUUCAUUUCUGUUGUUCUUUGUAAUCACUGGUGACCAACAUUUUAAAAUCGGACCUCAUGGUAUCAGGAAGAUGAUAAUGUUGGAAUGCAGUGUCUGAAUGUAACAGUGCU
Molecule: messenger RNA, 1726 nt
Organism: Opisthocomus hoazin
Lineage: Eukaryota; Metazoa; Chordata; Aves; Opisthocomiformes; Opisthocomidae
Source: RefSeq, a predicted model, not a curated record